UCGCCUCUCUAAUAUUCCUCCGUAUCCGUUUCGCACUGCUACUGCCGUUCCUAUCCAGUACGGUUAGCGAAGGAACCAUGUCUGGCACGGGGGGCAAGCGUGCCUCAGGAGGGGACAGUCCUCCUGGCCCCCCAGAAAAGAAGAUGAAGAAAGAAGAGAAAACUACAACAACCCUCAUAGAGCCGAUUCGUAUUGGAGGGGUUUCCUCAACUGAGGAAAUGGACAUGAAGGUCAUUCAGUUUAAGAACAAGAAGUUGUUUGAACGCCUUGAGCAAAGACAAGCUAUUGAAGAUGAGCUGAGAGAGAAGAUUGAGAAGCUGGAAAAAAGACAAGCAACUGAUGAUACUACACUUCUGAUUGUUAACCGCUACUGGACUCAGCUGGAUGAAAAUGUUCAAGAAUUACUGCAACGUGUUGAGCCUAAGGUUACUCCACUGACUGCGAAGACUCCUGCUAGUCCUCCAGCCUCUGCACCUGCCACUGUUCCUGCAACAGCCACCUCACCUGCCCCUGAAUUUUCUGCCCCUCUGGUGGAAGGAGAGGAUGGACUUCCUCAGCCUCCAGCUCCAGCAGAGGAGGAGGAACAGCAGCAGCAGCCCGAACAGGUACCACAGCCGGAGUCGCAACCGGAACAAGUGAAGAAUCAGCCUGAUGUGGAUGUGAAGCCUCCUGAAGGUCCAGUACAGGAUGGAAUACCAGCCCCUCCUCUGCCUCCUCCACUGAGUGAGAGUGCAAAGGCCUUCCUCUCCACCCUGGAUAACAGUAGUGAGGAGGAGCUCAGUUUGCAACUUCAAGACAGGAUGCAGUUCAGCAAGGGUGCAGUAGCCUGCAUGGUCUGCAUCUUUGACUGUCUGCACAGUUCCAUUGAAGAACUGUGUACUCGUGUACAGUCAGCAGUGUGUGAGGACGAUGGUCAACGAGAGAUUAUUGCUACAAAUCGCACACUGCUGGAAGAGAAUAAUAGACUACACGAUUUGGCUUUCUCGCUGCAAGGGAGACACCACAAAAUGUCAAUGGAGUAUAACGAACUGGUGGACAAAGUGACGAGCUCUGAAACAAAAGUUUCUGAGAUGGAGACUGCUGUGGAGGACCUCCAGUGGGACAUCGAAAAACUUCGUAAAAGGGAGCAAAAGCUCAAUAAGCACCUAGCAGAAGCACUUGAGCAGCUGAAUUCAGGCUACUAUGCGUCUGGCAGCUCUGGUGGCCUCCCAGGUGGUCAGAUUACUUUAAACAUACAAAAGUUUGAGUUGCUGAAUGCUGAAUUGGAGCAGAAUCAGGAGUUGGCCAAUAGCCGGAUGGCAGAGUUGGAGAAAUUGCAGCAGGAGUUACAGGAGGCGGUGCGGGAAAAUGAGAAACUAAAGAUUGACCUACGGAACAUUCCAGAGGAGGUAGUGAAGGAGACUCCAGAGUACAGGUGCCUCCAGUCUCAGUUCUCUCUACUGUACAACGAGUCUCUGGGAGUGAAGACCCAGCUGGACGAGGCUAGGGCUUUGCUGCUUACUGCGAAGAAUGCUCAUUUACGACAAAUAGAGCACAUGGAGAGUGAUGAGCUGUCUCUUCAAAAGAAGCUAAGAACAGAGGUCAUUCAGUUAGAGGACACUCUAGCUCAAGUGCGCAAGGAAUAUGAGAUGCUCCGAAUCGAGUUUGAACAGAAUCUUGCAGCCAAUGAACAAGCAGGCCCGAUAAACAGAGAAAUGAGACAUUUAAUCAGCAGUCUUCAGAACCACAACCACCAGCUCAAAGGGGAUGUGCAGAGAUACAAGAGGAAGUUGCGUGAGACCCAGAUGGAAAUCAAUAAGUUGAAGUGCCAGAGUGGAGAAUCCGGCAGUGUACUGAUGUUGGAAGAGACUGUAAGUGAUGGUGGGCUGGAUGUAAAGAAAGAGGAGGAUGAUGACCAGGAAGAAGAGGAAGAAAGGAGACGAGAGCUGGAGAGACAACGAGCCCGGGAGCGUGAACGAGAGGCGGAGAGAGAGAGGGAGAGAGAAAGAGAACGGGAAAGGCAGCGCAGUGAAGAGCUGAAGAGGAAAGACUCAGAUACACUCAAGAUGCUCAGGGCAGAACUCAAGAAAGCCCAGGAGUCUCAGAAAGAGAUGAAGCUCCUGCUGGACAUGUACAAGUCUGCUCCAAAAGAGCAGCGAGACAAAGUGCAGCUCAUGGCAGCUGAGAGGAAGUCCAAAGCAGAGGUGGAUGAGUUGAGGCAGCGAGUGCGGGAGCUUGAGGAAAGAGAGAGGAAGGAGAGUAAGAAGCUGGCUGACGAAGAUGCUCUGAGGAAGAUUCGAGUGGCGGAGGAGACGAUUGAACAUUUGCAGAAAAAGCUUACUGCCACUAAACAGGAGGAGGAAGCCCUGCUAAGUGAGAUGGAUGUGACGGGCCAAGCUUUUGAGGACAUGCAGGAGCAGAAUAGCAGGCUAAUGCAACAGCUGCGAGAAAAGGAUGAUGCCAAUUUUAAAUUAAUGAGCGAGAGAAUCAAAUCCAACCAGAUCUACAAGCUGCUACGAGAGGAGAAAGAGGAACUGGCUGACCAGGUGCUGACCUUCAAAACCCAGGUUGAUGCUCAGCUGCUGGUAGUGCAGAAACUGGAGGAGAAAGAAGGCAUCUUGCAGAGUUCACUAGCUGCUUUGGAGAAAGAAUUGGCGCUGCGCACACAAGCUUUAGAACUAAACAAGCGCAAGGCAGUGGAAGCGGCACAGUUGGCUGAGGACCUGAAGGUGCAGCUGGAACACACCCAGGCCAAGCUGAAGGAAAUCCAGACGUCUGUGCUAGAGAACCGUACAGCACGUGAGAGGGAGAGCAGCAACCUUAAACGCGCACAGGAAGACUUGUCUAGACUCCGCAGAAAGCUGGAGAAGCAGAAGAAGGUGGAGGUAUAUACAGAUGCUGAUGAGAUCUUGCAAGAGGAAAUCAAUCAGUAUAAGGCUAAACUGCGCUGCCCCUGUUGUAAUAUUCGAGAUAAGGAGACUGUACUUACGAAAUGUUUCCAUGUCUUCUGCUAUGAAUGCUUGAAGACUCGUUAUGACACUCGCCAGAGGAAGUGUCCGAAGUGCAACGCUGCUUUUGGAGCCAAUGAUUUCCACCGCAUCUACAUCACAUAAGCUGAAGAUGGUGAAGAUGGGACAGUUAGCAGAAAUAAUAGUAAAGAGAUGGGGAAAGUAGAUUUUAAGAGCUGAGAGAGAACAGUUUUUGUGGCAUAUUGUUUUGCUCACAAAGCUGUUUCCAGUAUGUCUGUGAUCAGUUGGUGCUAGAGACCAAAUGGACAGGAGUUUGCAGAUUGAAUGAGUGCUUGUGUAUAGCUGAUGUAUCUGAGUCUAUGAAUUGUUUUUUCACUUUUAUUUUCUAGUGUUUUUUGGUGUAACUUAAUAAUGUGUUUUUUGUUUUGUCAUUUGUUGUGUUUGCUUUUUGAAUGUGUACUGGAACUUUCUAUAAAGAAAAAAAAAAACAGAGCUGCACAUCACCACAGUCCCUUAAACAGCCUUUCCCAUACAAGUUAAUGUGUUGCAGACGCUAACAAGGUAAUAGAAAAUGUGCAUCUGUAAAACAUAUUGCAAACAUGUUUUCCUUGUGGUAGUCAUGGGUUUUAUUUGAGUGAAUAGCACAGUAACUGCAUUCACUAAUGGGAUCCAGCUUCUGAUGUAAUGCUCCACUCUCAGGCUACUGACGUACGUAAUGAUCAUGAAGGACAGACAGAUCCAUGAGAAAAGCUCAGGACUCUGGUAAAAAUGCUAUUGCAGAAUCCAUGCGAAGAGUUUGAGUUUUAACUUGAGGUAAAUAGGAAUUCACGUUUUGCUCUUGGGCCCUUUGUAAUGGAUGUCGUCUACAUAGUUACUGUACCUAUCUAAAGUCUGUGGAGUGUAAACACCAUAGCUCACCAUAGUAUGGUUUCAUUUGCAGCCCACAUUUGAACAGUGUGUCUUCAUUAUGAGAGCCUGUGAGAGCCAGCAGUUAAGGUGGAGUGUUUUUCUGUCCUCAUUUAAGAGGUUCUGUAUGAGAUUUGUUAGUGUGUCCAGGUGCUUACACAAAGAAUUCACAGCAUAGCUGUUGCAUGACAUCAGGAUCAGAGAUGAGGAUGCACCCACGGGUCUAGUUAAUCAGAUCUAAUGUGGCUUUUUGGCUUGUCCUAAACAUUGAAAUGUAUAACAGCCUAUACCUCCACUGUGAAAUGUGCUUGUGUGAAACCAUUCUUUUCCUUUGAAGCCAAAAUGAGGUUCUCAGCAUUGUUUUUGCUUCAUAUGAACAUGAAGAAGGGUGGCCUUAGGUCUGAUGAAACCUUCACAGAAAAAGUAAGCUUUCUUUGGAGGCUUAAACCUGAAGAGGGUUUAGAGGGCUGUUUUUCUUUUUGUUAACAUGGAAAAGGUUGGGCUACAACUCAGUCUGCUAAAGUGAUUGUUUUGCACCAUGACAGAAUGAGAUUUUGCCCCAGGGGUUUUCAUCAGAACAAACUCAUGAUGUCAUUGCCAUAUGAGCUAAAUGCAGUUCACAUGCGAGUAUGCACUCCUGUAACUCUCAAAAGUGGGGUUUAUCCCUGGAAUGCCCAAAUACUGUCAGUUUACACAUCUAUAGAAAGUACAUUUUUUAUGUUGUGUAUUUACUAGUUUGUGUCUGAGUACAAUAAAUGCAAAAAAACUUGAA
This is a messenger RNA of Astyanax mexicanus (Mexican tetra), 4626 nucleotides long. It is a transcript of the gene rnf40, whose product is annotated as ring finger protein 40. Gene Ontology annotation, molecular function: metal ion binding; ubiquitin protein ligase activity. The record is from RefSeq and is a predicted model, not a curated record. Lineage: Eukaryota; Metazoa; Chordata; Actinopteri; Characiformes; Acestrorhamphidae. The transcript has 20 exons. The coding region runs from base 78 to 3092 and encodes 1004 amino acids. Gene Ontology annotation, cellular component: nucleus; HULC complex.